This is a messenger RNA of Oldenlandia corymbosa var. corymbosa, 2126 nucleotides long. NCBI's taxonomy places the organism in Eukaryota, Viridiplantae, Streptophyta, Magnoliopsida, Gentianales, Rubiaceae. The record is from the annotation of a GenBank genome assembly.
CCUCAGUUUGCCUAUAAAGACCAACAAACACAUUAUUUUACUCUUUCUGGUCCUCUGUUGCCUUCCUUUGAACCGUUCUUAAUUUCAGUCCACGUCCACGCCUGACGCAUUCUCCUUUGUACUUUUCUCUCUUCAAUCUAACCCAACUCAAAAGAACCGAUUUUUUUCUCCUUUUUAAGAUUUUGGGUCUCCCCAAAUUUGAGUUUGAAAGAAGAAUUUUGUUGAUUGAAGAUCAAAAAAGAGAUGCAGGAAUGGUUAGAAAUUCUAUGUGUAGCAGCAGCAAUCGGGGCUCUGGUAAUCAUCAUAAUUCUGAUCGUCGUACGAUGUUGCUGCUGUAGAAGAAAGAGGAAAGAAAGGGUUGAAAUGAUUGAGGAAAUUAGCACAGCUCGUGAAAGGUUGCGACCCGGAACACCAAAGCUUCACCAUGUGAGCCUUCAUCAUCUCGAUCGAGAUGGAAGUAAGAAAACGAAUUACUUCGUUUUCCGACGUGGGCAAUCGCCGGCGGCGCCGAUUUUCGCCUGGAGUGAGAAUCCUUCCCUUGUAACUGAUGCCGUCGAGAAUGGAUGGUCGAGAUUUGCUUUCACGGGUUAUACUUCAUCUCAAUCGGUUCGAUCAGCGAAAGCUCUGUUCAGUCCAUGUGCCACCGGCGAUCAGGAUAGAUCAAUUGAUGUGGAAAUCAGUUGGGAAGUUUGCCCGGGAUCGGCUGAUUUCAUGCAGAAAAUCAGGCUUAAUUCUGGGUUGAAAAGGGUUCCGAGUUCAGGCAUCGUCAUCAGUAAUUCAAUGGCAGCAAAAUCGGUGGUGAAGACUGCUCUGCCGCUACCCGGUCCGCCGUUGGGUGGUGCUAGUAAUUCAUCAGCUUUCCCACAAGAAGCCUAUUUUGAGAUCAUAGUUUUACCGUCCGGCGGAAAUGAUUACGACCCGGUUGUUGACAGGGUUAGGAGAGAUGGUAAAUUGGAAAGUGAUAAAGUAAAACUUAUUCAAGAAGAUUUCAACGCAAAAGUGAAUCCAGAGACUUUAAUCCAUGUUACAAGUGCGCAUGGAAUUGGAAACGGCAAUGGAAAGCUAGAGGAAUUUAAGCUUGUCGGGAAAGAUGAUGGUAAAAUUGGUGGCGCCGUGCUAUCAGUGGGACUAGCUGUCGGAGGCCCUCCUCCGUUAAAGUUUCCGGGCAGUUUUCCGGGAUCCAUCGGUUUCAAUUCAAAUGGUUCCGUUUUUCUUGAUGGAAUCAAACUGGUGUUCGAGUCCGAAAAUGGUGAAUGGGGAAGACCCGAUUCAGUGAUCGGUUGUGGAUACAAUCCAACCCAGAAAAAGGUUUUCUUUACUGUGAAUUCAUUCCUUGUGCAUGAAAUCCACUGCAAAUCAGAAGAAUUUGGAGCUCCAUUGUACCCAACAUUGGCUGCAAACAGUGACGUUACAGUUCUAGUAAAUCUUGGACAAUGUGCCUUCAAAUAUGCACCAGCAAACUCUCAGAGAACUCCGAAUCCAUGCUUCAUUGGCCCUCUUACAAGUUCUCCUGUAAUUGGAUACGAUGACAGCAGAGAACUCUUCUCAAUGGGAAGAAUCGACGCUCAAUGGCUCGCCAGAAGCACGACCAAAAGCAGUAACACUCCUAAUAACAACAUUAUUAACAGGGGGGGAGUUGAAUUCGACGAAGAAUCCGAAGGCGAUUUGUUCGAAAUCGUGCUAGAUAGUUCCAAGUCUCCAAUGACAACAAACACGUUGUAAAGACUAUAGCCCGGAUCAUCAGAAAUUUUGUUGGCUUGAAGAUGAAAGACAAUACUGAUAUUUUGUGUGAAUGGUAAAGAGUAGGAACAUAGAAAUAGUACUUCCUUAAUUUCGACAAUCCAGGGGGAGCAGUUUUUUGGUUCAGCACUGCUCAGCGACUUGGGAUUUUUGACUCCUUUGUGAAAGAUGUCGAUACACAAACAAAUGUUGUACUUGUACAUACCACAGUUUCUACUUACUAGUUUGCCAAUUUUUCUUGCGGUAAUGCUAUAUUGUUUAGCACAAACCAUAUUGACAAAGGUGUUGCGACAUAUCAAUGUAUUUCAUUAAUUUUAGUAGGCCUUAGUUUUCUACCAGAUCUGUGUUGCACCAAUUACGAUUGCACAUCAUGCUCUCUCUGUCUC